Messenger RNA from Camelina sativa (false flax), 946 nucleotides. The record is from RefSeq and is a predicted model, not a curated record. Lineage: Eukaryota; Viridiplantae; Streptophyta; Magnoliopsida; Brassicales; Brassicaceae.
AAGCCCUCUCUUAAGCAUGUGUCACGAAAGCCACCAAUUUGCAAAAAAGGUGUGGUCCACUUGUAUGCCUUUCUCAGCUGUAUAAACCCUCCUUCUCAUCCAAUCUCCACCAUUAACUCAUCAACCUCUUUGAGCUAGGCUCUAAAGAAAGAGAAAUUGACCAUGCAGCCAAAUUAUGAUAGCUUAAGUCUUACCAACAUGCAACAACAAGACUACUUCCACUUAAACAACUACUACAACGACUUAACCCCAGCUUCAACCAAUAACAAUCUCAAUCUGCUCCAAUACCCUCAGAUUCAAGAGCUCAACCUACAAUCUCCGGCAAGCAACAACUCCACGACUUCCGACGACGCAACAGAAGGAAUCUUCGUCAUCAACGAGAGAAAGCAAAGACGUAUGGUAUCUAACAGAGAGUCAGCAAGAAGGUCAAGAAUGAGAAAGCAAAGACACUUAGACGAGCUUCUCUCACAGGUUGCUUGGCUUCGAAGCGAGAACCACCAGCUUUUAGAAAAGCUAAACAAAGUAUCGGACAGCAAUGAUCAUGUUAUUCAAGAGAACUUGAAUCUUAAAGAGGAGAACUCGGAGCUUCGUCAAGUGAUCACAUCCAUGAAGAAGCUUGGAGGAGACACCCAUGAGAAAUAUUCUUCUUCUUCCAUGGAUGAAGACUUGAUCUCUUCUACUACAGAUGAUCCAAGAACUCAUCAUCAUCCAUCAUGAGUCCACGUCGGUUCUGAUCAAGAAGAACAUUACUUUUAAUUUAAGUUAAUCCAUAUAUGCCUCUAAUAUAUUCCAUCUAUUUUCUUCCUUUGGUAUCACUUUUUAACGGGUUUAACUACGUUACCAAAGUUUGGGGGUUUUAUUUCGUAAUGUUCGUCAGAUUUCUCUUCUAUUCUGUUUUAUUGUUAUCAACAGAAAAGAAGAUAAUUAAAAAAGAUCAUGAUGGAUA